This is a messenger RNA of Gambusia affinis (western mosquitofish), 757 nucleotides long. It is a transcript of the gene ddt, whose product is annotated as D-dopachrome tautomerase. Lineage: Eukaryota; Metazoa; Chordata; Actinopteri; Cyprinodontiformes; Poeciliidae. The record is from RefSeq and is a predicted model, not a curated record. Gene Ontology annotation, molecular function: phenylpyruvate tautomerase activity. The transcript is spliced from 4 exons.
ACUAAAGUUAUUUCGGGAAACGUCGUUGAAAACCACACUGUUUAUUUUUGUGCUUUAUUUUGAAAGUGACAACCGGAAGACGUAUUCUCCUGCCUCCAAAGUCUGUCAUUGACCUCUCGUGUGUUGUGUCUAACCACAGCUCCCAGUCCCGCCAGUAAAGAUGCCCUUCGUCGUCCUGGACAGCAGCCUGCCUGCCAGCAGCUUCUCCGAGGAUUUCCUGAAGCGGUUCUGCUCCGUCACCGCGGCGGCGCUGGGGAAACCGGAGGACGUGAGUACCUCCGACCCAGUUCCACCACUUUACUGAGUUUUAUGCGGCUCCUGCGCUCCGUGUGUCCUGGUGUCGGUGUCGGCCAUCUCUGUGACGGACAGCGCCGAGAAGAACAAGGAGCAUAGCGCCAAGAUCUUCGGCUUCCUGACCAAAGAACUGAGCCUGGCUGAAGACAGGAUUGUGAUCCAGUUCCUGGAGCUGCAGCCUCACCAGGUGGGGAAGAAAGGAACCGUGAUGAGCUUCCUGUGAAGAACCAGCAGCCGACGACCUUUAACCUCUGCCCAUUCCAGAAUCCCAGCCGGAGAUUUGUACUGUUCACGUCACUGUUUAAAGUGAAGCUGUUAAUUCCAGAAGUAGAAACCGGGUUGGUUCGGUUCUGCUGGAGGAACCAGAGCUGAAGACAGUUUGGUCGACCCGGUUCGUCUGAAUCGGCUCUGGGAUCGAUUACUUUUCCUGUAGAUGAAAUAAAGACAGGAUGUUGAACAACAA